CCUUGGGUUUAUGAUGGUCAUAAAUAGUGAAUCUCAGCAGAUAAACUAAGAAUUUUGUGAUAAAACGCGAUACAGUUGACAAUGUUAGUAUCAUACCUCAAUCCUGUAUUCUUAGUCCUCUGUUUUCUUUCCCAUGGCAUGAGAUUUGUGUCAGCAGAUUGUGGUUGUGGGGCCACUAACCGGGAGAAGGCAGCUGAGAAGUACCUGGAGAGGGCCAAUUCUGGCCCUUACCAAACGGAUUCAAGUGACCGAAUUCAGGAGAAGAUCAUCAUAAAGGACUCUGGCGUCACUCAAGCGAAGGAUGCAGCAAUGUCUCUGAUUCCCGGGGGAGAUUUUACAAUCGGAACAGACCAACCAAUUUUUGAAGCAGAUAAAGAAUCUCCAGAGAAAAAGGUCCACGUUGACAGCUUCUAUUUGGACAAGUUCGAGGUGUCUAACAAGGAUUUCGGUGAAUUUGUUGACGCAACAGGCUACAAAACGGAAGCGGAGAAGUUUGGUGACAGCUUCGUCUUCCAGGGCUUUCUGGAUGAUGCUACUAAGAAGGAGAACAAGGAUGUUCGCGUUGUGGGCGCUGAGUGGUGGUACAAGAUUAAAGGGGCCAAUUGGCGGCAUCCUGAGGGCCAGGGAAGUGACCUCACUGGACGUGCAAAUCACCCAGUCAUUCACGUGUCGUGGAGAGAUGCUGUGACUUACUGCGAAUGGCGCCAGAAGAGACUGCCCACGGAAGCAGAGUGGGAAGUCGCUUGUCGCGGAGGGAAGAAGCAGAGACUGUUCCCAUGGGGAGAUAAACUCAUGCCGCAGGACAAGCACCGGAUGAACAUCUGGCAAGGAGAGUUUCCUGAUGACAACACGGAGAAAGAUGGAUUCUUCGGUACUUGUCCCGUUGAUCAAUUUCAUCAAAACUCCUAUGAUUUGUUUAAUAUCGUUGGGAAUGUGUGGGAGUGGACAGCGGAUUUAUGGACACUUCAUGAUGCUGAGAAGAAGCCCGAGAAUCGCAACAGAGUGAAAAAGGGAGGUUCCUAUCUCUGCCACAAGUCAUAUUGCUACAGAUAUCGCUGUGCAGCACGAUCCCAGAAUACAGAAGACAGUUCCGCUGGGAAUCUGGGCUUUCGGUGCGCCAAAGAUGCACCCAAGGAGUAAUCUAACACAGAGGACUGUUGUCUCCUAAAGAGUACUUAAUUGAGACCAUUUUUGUACAAUCUCAAUUUAUACCAUUUUAAAUACUUCAAUAUAAAUUUUGCGCUUAAUAGAGAAA
Molecule: messenger RNA, 1255 nt
Organism: Phlebotomus argentipes
Lineage: Eukaryota; Metazoa; Arthropoda; Insecta; Diptera; Psychodidae
Product: formylglycine-generating enzyme
Exons: 1
Coding region: 82-1140 (352 amino acids)
Cellular component (GO): endoplasmic reticulum
Source: RefSeq, a predicted model, not a curated record